AUGAGUAAUGAGUCCUCGCACACCGAGGACUUAUCCUCCUGCUCACUCAAAGCAGAACUAUAUACUCGCGGACAAGCCCGUUUUGAGUCCCGUCCUCAAGGCACGUCUAACCCUAGCCUGACCGGAGGUGCGGACCUUCGGGAGGACGGCGAGUGUCAGCCCAGGGGCGCCCACGCUGACACUCUCCACCAGCCUAAACCCAUCACUGAUGGCUUUACACACCCCCCACCUGAAUAUGUGUACCACCCAAUUAAACCCGACAUUACCUACACAGCCUACACAGCGCCAUUUGACUCUCCCCAUCCUCCACACUCACUCACCAUGUUGCUCAAGUUGUUCGCUGAGAAGCUCUCAUCAGAGACGCCAGAACUUUAUACAAUGUUGGAUCUAUCCGAUAUCAUAUGUUUUACGACUCUCGCCGCCGAGGUAUACGCUUGCUCUGAAGGAGCAUGGAAUUUGUCACUCAAAAAUCCACGAGACAUUGUACCAUUUCUACGCAAAGCACUUGGUCUAUCACUCCCUUAUCACCACUGCUGCCAUCUGUGGGACAUCCUCUUUCCAAUGUUAUCCAACUCGCGAACUCAACCAUCUCUUCUAAUUCAAGAACACGGCCCUCAGGAAGAUAUCCCAGUCCAAAUCCCUGAACUAUUCCUUUCUCCGCCAAUGAAGCAUUGCUUGGUCUGUUCCACGUCUUCAACCACGGUCAAAUUGCAACAUUGCUCGCAAAUCAACGGUUACCUUGAUAUUGAUGGUGUCCACUUGGCUAGGAUUUACACAAUGAAAUGCCCAAAGUGCACCACAUAUUAUCGCCCCAGCUACUACUUGUCUGGUAGUGACAAAAUCCACAAUUGCUACUCUGCCACGGAUGCACGUCAUAAAGACAUAUCUCAAGUAUCAUGCCACUUCUUCAUGACACAUCAAUUGGCCGAGUUCUUUCGUACCAGACAAUCACUUGCUCAGUAG
Messenger RNA from Melampsora larici-populina 98AG31, 963 nucleotides. RefSeq lists its product as uncharacterized. The transcript is spliced from 5 exons. The coding region runs from base 1 to 963 and encodes 320 amino acids. Lineage: Eukaryota; Fungi; Basidiomycota; Pucciniomycetes; Pucciniales; Melampsoraceae. The record is from RefSeq and is a predicted model, not a curated record.